Prunus armeniaca (apricot) is the source of this 258-nucleotide messenger RNA. The record is from the annotation of a GenBank genome assembly. NCBI's taxonomy places the organism in Eukaryota, Viridiplantae, Streptophyta, Magnoliopsida, Rosales, Rosaceae.
AUGGGUAUGGGUGCUAGUCAAAAGGUGAUCAGCACAUGUGUUUGCUUGGUUUUGAUGGUUUUGACAGAUAUGCUUGAUAUUUUCCAUGAUGCUGGGCUGGGCUGGGCUACUGGUAUCUUGUUUCUAGCGGCUUGUGAGUUUACUCAAGCUAUUGGAAACAACCUAUUUGAUCAAGCUAUUGGGCCACUCAUUCUCUCUCACGCUUACCCAUAUAUUUGGGCUCAAGAAAUGAGCUCAAAUUUUGGUGCUCCCAAGUAG